AUACUUUUUAUAUUACACAUAUUAUUGAGUUUUAUUUUAAUAAUCUAAGUAACGAUUUUAAUUAUUCAAGUUUGCUAGCAUUGAUUUUAUGUGUGAUAAUCGUGAUUUUAUGUGUGAAUUGGAUAUGUUGACGCUUGCCGCGAUUUUGGAGAAUCUUCCUCAUUUUUCCUCACGAAUCAGCUGUUUGGUAAAAUAUAACGACGAGUAUUACGCGUUUCUGGAUGAAGAAACUACAAGGCUCAUAUAAAAUUUUUGCUCAUAAUUUUAUCCUCGUGUAUCUUUCAGAUACUUGAUCGCGAUCAGGACUCGUUACAAAAUUUCAAGAGAAACGAGCUGACAAUACGCGAAAUAUAAUAGAAAUGUCGAAAAGACAUCUUGAGAAAAAAACAUCUGAAGGAUGUACAGAACAUGGAUGGUUUUAUUAAUCCUAAAAAUAUCAGGGUUUAAUAGAUCCGGACAUAUUAAGAUUAAAUAUCAUCAGUCCUUCAGACGCUUUAUCGACGUUUUCUAACGUGUUAUUCUGGGAAAAAAGGGAAAACGAGGGUAAUGAGAUUUGUCAUGAAUGUGACUGUAAUCCAAGUAAGAAAGAAGAACCGUUCAGGUCACCCUACGCGCUACAUAUCCGUUUAAAUGGCGCAUUUAUGCAGGCAUUUUUCAUUUAAACUUGUCGGACUCGUAACCAACUCGCCAACCGAUCCUGCGACCCUUCUCACGCCGCCGACCCGCGAUUAUUUAUGGUCCUUCGCAGACUUUCGAUAUAUACAUAUAUAUAUAUAUAUAUAUUAUAUAUAUAAAAUAUAAGAAUAAUUAUUAAGAUUGUGUAUAUUCUUACUUAGAUGCAAUGUGCUGGCGUGCGUGCGCGCGGUCGCUGGGUGAUUUCAAGUAAAAAGAAAAAAAAACACGACAGCCGUAUAUACAUACAUUAUCAUACAUACACAUACACACACACACGGACACGUACGGGGGGUUGCGGGGGACGGUUUGCUAAUUUUUGCGGGGGGCUUCACUUACAAACAGGCGACACCCACACGUUCUGCGUGUUUCCACAGUAAGGAGACCUCUGCCGCCUCCGAAAUCUUUUGUGUAUUAUUUCUAACAGAAUGUAAUAAAGUAAAGUUUAAAAAAACAGACGGGAUUGUUUCUGUUAUAUUUCUCUCUUCUUUUAUCCUGAAAACAUCUUUUAUAAGAAUAUGAAAAAUAUAUAUUUACACGUAAUAUUGUUUAUCAAAGAUAAUCUUGAUUGUUGAUAAUUUUUUUGAAGACUAAUGCACUCCUUAAAAUACUAUUAAACAAAAGAUCUAUUAUCAAUUUAUUCAUUGUAAAGAAAAUAGGUGACUUAUUCAGAAGCAAGAACGAUAGAAAUGAUUUAUACUAUUACAAACAGUUUUAUCUUCUCGCAUGACCAGAGGCAAUUGCCACUGUCUUAUCUCCGCGAACUUGUCCGAGAACAGUCAGUCGUUUGUCGACGAUCGAGACGAGUUUAUAAAGACAAGAAGUUAGUUGAAGGGUAAGUCUUUUUCAGUAAGACUUUUUUAAAAACUCUUACAUGAUUUUUCUACAUAACUACAAAUAUAAUUAAUAAUACAAUUAUAAAAUUUAAUUAAUUUAAUUAAAAAUAUAGAUACAACAGACUUGCAAUUUGUAUUUGUUAAUACUUUCGAUACGCAACAAUCGACAUUACCAGUAUUAUCGUGGAAGAAAAAUGUAUUAUCGAAUAAACGUUAAUAAAUACGAAUGAAGCUAUAAUCAUGAACAUUGACCAGCAACAUGAUAACGUAUUAUGUAAUAAUAGUAUUUUACAAAAUUGGUCGUAUCUCGAUUAUACUGCGUUGUACAUAUGCAAAUAUUUAAUAUUAUAAGCUGUCAAUUUAACAAAUGAUAAACAUGAUACUUAUUGAAAUAUUUCUAAAAUUAUCAUAGCGAUAUAAAUGAUAACAAUGAGAACAAAUACAUUUAAAUUUAUCAUUAAUUUCGUAAUGUUUUAUCUCGGAAAUAAAUGGCAUUAACGAUACUUUUGCAACGUUACAGAUUGCAGUCAACUGAUACUUAGCACGUUUCUAAUACAAUAAAAUGACAGAAUACGUGUGUAUCCAGGAUUACGAGAAAUAUGCUUUGGAACAUUUACCUCCUUCUGUGAGAGAUUAUUACAAGAGUGGCGCAGGAGAUGAAUAUUCUGUAAAAUGGAACAGAGAAGCUUUCAAAAACUAUAGGAUACGUCCUCGAUUUUUACGGGAUGUGUCCAAAAGGGACAUAAGCACGACGGUAUUGGGCCAAAAAGUUUCGAUGCCUGUGGGAGUUGCACCCACUGCUAUGCAACGUAUGGCGCAUCCUGAUGGAGAGUGUGCUAAUGCAAGGGCCGCUCAAGCAGCAGGGACAAUCUUCAUUCUUUCAACGAUAUCGACGAGCAGUAUAGAAGAAGUGGCGAAAGCCGCACCUGAUUGCAUAAAGUGGUUCCAGCUCUACGUUUAUACCGAUAGGAACCUUACUGUGAAUUUGAUAAGGCGGGCCGAACGCGCUGGUUUUAAAGCACUGGUUCUCACUAUCGACGCGCCGUUGUUCGGUGAUAGGCGUGCUGAUCUGAGAAAUAAAUUCGCAUUACCAGGCCAUUUGAGAUUUGCAAAUUUCGAAGGUGAUUUAUCGCAGAGAAUAAAUGUUGCCAAGAGCGGCUCUGGACUUAACGAGUAUGUGACCGCACUGUUCGAUGCAUCACUCUCCUGGGACGACGUAAAAUGGCUCAAGAGAAUUACGACACUACCAAUAAUACUUAAGGGGAUUCUGACGGCAGAAGACGCAUGUUUAGCCGUGGAAAGUGGGAUCGAUGGCAUUGUAGUUUCAAAUCACGGUGCACGUCAAAUAGACAGCGUUCCAGCGACGAUCGAAGCUUUGCCAGAAAUAAGCAAAGCGGUGGGAGAUAAAGUCGAAGUCUACAUGGACGGCGGGAUAACACAAGGCAUCGAUGUGAUUAAAGCCUUGGCACUCGGCGCAAAAAUGGUAUUUAUUGGCAGACCAAUGCUAUGGGGUUUGGCACAUGAUGGCGAAAAAGGAGCCAGCAAAAUUCUUGAACUUAUAAAAAAAGAAAUUGAUGUAGCAUUCGCAUUAACUGGUUGCGCCUCCGUAAAGGAUAUUACACGAGAUAUGGUAAUUCAUGCAUCACACUACAGUCGUUUGUAAGAAUGUUUUUAAUUAAGAAUUAAAUAUCUUAAAUUAACGCAAUUUUUCUAAUCUUUAUAAAUUUAGAGACAUUUUCUUCGCACGCAUCAUCUCAUGUAGAAAGUAUAUUUGUAUACUACAUUAUAAAUUAUAAAUACAUUUUUACAUAAAGUCUA
Molecule: messenger RNA, 3326 nt
Organism: Ooceraea biroi (clonal raider ant)
Lineage: Eukaryota; Metazoa; Arthropoda; Insecta; Hymenoptera; Formicidae
Gene: Hao
Product: Hydroxyacid oxidase
Biological process (GO): fatty acid alpha-oxidation
Cellular component (GO): peroxisomal matrix
Molecular function (GO): FMN binding; (S)-2-hydroxy-acid oxidase activity
Source: RefSeq, a predicted model, not a curated record